This is a messenger RNA of Microcebus murinus (gray mouse lemur), 5115 nucleotides long. The record is from RefSeq and is a predicted model, not a curated record. NCBI's taxonomy places the organism in Eukaryota, Metazoa, Chordata, Mammalia, Primates, Cheirogaleidae.
CUGCGGGAGCGGCGAGGGGGUGGGAAAGCCGCCGUCUGGGCGGGCGGGGAGGGCCCUCCCGCCGCCGUGGCUUCGGCGGAGGCCGGGCGUGAGGAGCUUGCCGCCGCCUCUGCCUCGCGGGCCGCGCUGAGGGGACUGGCCGGAGAGCGCCGCGGGCGGAUGGAGGCGCCUCCUCGCCCUGUCUGAGCUCAGGAGGGGCGAGAGCGGAGUGCGGGGCCCGCCUCCUGCCGCAGGAGCGGCCGCGCGAGCCACAGGAGGAGCGGCGGACGUCGGCUUCUCCUCGCGGAAGCCCCCAGCAUGGUUGACUAUAUUGUGGAGUAUGACUAUGAUGCUAUACAUGAUGAUGAAUUAACUAUUCGAGUUGGGGAAAUCAUCAGGAAUGUGAAAAAACUGCAGGAAGAAGGAUGGCUAGAAGGAGAAUUAAAUGGAAGAAGAGGAAUGUUCCCUGAUAAUUUUGUUAAGGAAAUUAAAAGAGAGACAGAAUCCAAGGAUGACAAUUUGCCCAUCAAACGGGAGAGGCAUGGGAAUGUAGCAAGUCUUGUACAACGAAUAAGCACCUAUGGACUUCCAGCUGGAGGAAUUCAGCCACAUCCACAAACCAAAAACAUUAAGAAGAAGACCAAGAAGCGUCAGUGUAAAGUUCUUUUUGAAUACAUUCCACAAAAUGAUGACGAACUGGAGCUGAAAGUGGGAGAUAUUAUUGAUAUUAAUGAAGAGGUUGAAGAAGGUUGGUGGAGUGGAACCCUGAACAACAAGUUGGGAUUGUUUCCUUCAAAUUUUGUGAAAGAAUUUGAGGUAACAGAUGACGGUGAAACUCAUGAAGCCCAGGAGGAUUCAGAAACUGUUUUGACUGGGCUUACUUCACCUUUACUCUCUCCUGGGAAUGGGAGUGAAACCACACCUGGAUCAAUUACACAGCCAAAGAAAAUUCGAGGAAUUGGAUUUGGAGAUAUUUUUAAAGAAGGCUCUGUGAAACUUAGGACAAGAACAUCCAGUAGUGAAACUGAAGAGAAAAAAACAGAUAAGGUGCCCUUAAUCAUCCAGUCAGUAGGAUCCAAAACUCAGAAUGUGGACAUAACAAAAACAGACACUGAAGGUAAAAUUAAGGCUAAGGAAUAUUGUAGAGCAUUAUUUGCCUAUGAAGGUACUAAUGAAGAUGAACUUACUUUUAAAGAGGGGGAUGUAAUUCAUUUGAUAAGUAAGGAGACUGGAGAAGCUGGCUGGUGGAAGGGUGAAUAUAGUGGUAAAGAAGGAGUAUUUCCAGACAAUUUUGCUGUUCAGAUAAAUGAACUGGAUAAAGAUUUUCCAAAACCAAAGAAACCUCCACCUCCUGCUAAGGGUCCAGCUCCAAAGCCUGAGCUUAUAGCUACAGAGAAGAAGUAUUUUUCCUUAAAACCUGAAGAAAAAGAUGAAAAAUCAGCGCUGGAACAGAAACCUUCUAAACCAGCAGCUCCACAAGUCCCACCCAAGAAGCCUACUCCACCUACCAAAGCCAAUAGUUUAUUGAGAUCUGGAACAGUGUACCCAAAGCGACCUGAAAAACCAGUUCCUCCACCACCUCCUGUGGCCAAGAUGAAUGGGGAUGUUUCUACCAUUUCAUCAAAAUUUGAAACUGAGCCAGUAUCAAAACCAAAGCCAGAUUUUGAGCAGUUGCCACUUAGACCAAAGUCAGUAGACCUUGAUUCAUUUGUAGUAAAGAGCUCUAAGGAAACAGAUGUUGUAAAUUUUGAUGACAUAGCUUCCUCAGAAAACUUGCUACAUCUCACUGCAAAUAGACCCAAAAUGCCUGGAAGAAGGUUGCCUGGCCGCUUCAAUGGUGGACAUUCUCCAACUCAAAGCCCAGAAAAAACCUUGAAGCUACCAAAAGAAGAAGAUAGUGCCAAGCUAAAGCCAUCUGAAUUAAAAAAGGAUACAUGCCAGUCUCCAAAGCCAUCUGCGUACCUUUCAACAUCUUCAAGUGCUUCUAAAACAAAUACAUCUGCUUUCCUAACUGCAUUAGAAACCAAAGCUAAAGUAGAAACAGAUGAUGGGAAAAAAAAUUCCCUGGAUGAACUUAGAGCCCAGAUUAUUGAAUUGCUGUGUAUUGUAGAAGCACUGAAAAAAGAUCAUGAGAAAGAACUGGAAAAACUGCGAAAAGAUUUAGAAGAAGAAAAAGCAAUGAGAAGUAAUCUAGAGGUGGAAAUAGAGAAGCUGAAAAAAGCUGUCUUGUCUUCUUGAGGUGGUGUGGACCAGUGUUCUUAACGUUCCAGGGAUUCAGCAGCAACACUAUGAACUUCAACUGACUUGUUACUUAACAAUAAUGAAUACUGGUGUUGUGAUAAAGAAAUAUGAGUAUAUGAACUGUAAUAUCUAUAGAAAAGUAGAGUAAGGGUGAAUUUUUUCAUAUAUAUAUAUUUUGUUUUGCCAAUAUGAAAAAAAAGAGGCCUUAUUUCUUACUGUGCUGGGAUUGCAAACACUUUUUUUAAAUUUGUUUGCUUAAAAAUACUACUGAAUAUGUAUAAAAAGGAAAGAAAGUUCACAAUAGUUUUUAUAUGGAAACUUGUAGUAUUAUUUUUAAAGAGAUCUAUACUAUAAAUAUGGUAAUAUCUUUAAAAAUCUGUAAGAUAUAGUAUUUGAGAGGGAAAAAUUAGCUUUUUAGUAACUAUAGUCACUACUUUUUCCAUAAUGCAUAAGGGAUAUAAAAUAUGCAUAUGUGUGUCUGUAUAUAUAUUUUUAGUUUUAGCCUCUUACCCAGGAUUACACUGUUGUGCCUAUUUGUCUGCAGUGCUGUUUAUAUUUUGGGUGAUGAAAUAGGAGUUUCUAAGCUAUAAAUCGGAUUAUUCAUCCAUGCAUAUAGUAAUUACUAAUGAAGUAAUCAAAAUAAUUUCUUCAACUUUUAGAAUAUUUUAUAUUGCUUGCACUAGAGUACUCAUAAAAGGAAUUUAGUUAAAGUAUAUUGGAUUGUUAACAUAUUUGGGAAAAUAUGAACUUUAUUUUAAAUUCAUUAGGUCUAAGGAAUCUAAUAUUAUUGUAACCCUUAACUUGUGCCUAGAAGCUACAGCACAUGUGAAAUAUGUAAGCACCAGCUCUAUUGCUUUGCUUUUCUGCUUAUUUUAUAGUUUCAAAUGUUACUCAUUUCAUUAUCUUAUGAUUUAGUUCUUCAUGCUCCUCCUCCUCAUUUUUAAUAAUGGUAAUAUUAGGAAAACAAAACUUUUCAGAACUUCAGUGUGAGAUUUGAUAUUUUGACAAGUUAUCAUCUUGUGAAUACUCAACGUUUCACGAUGCAUAAUUUACCUAAUAGACCAAACUAACUCGUGGAGAUAUUUUGAACUAUUACUUAGGCACCAACUUACAAAGAGCAUUAGUAUGUCAUAAAAUCUAACAUUACAACUUAUUUAAAACCAAAUAUAGUUGACCAUAUUCAAAAUACAUUUUCAUAGAAUGGAUGAAUUAGUCAUUUCUUCAGAGUCACUUAUGAAGAGUUGAACAUUUUUAAAUGUUAUAUCUAUAGGUAAUAUGUUUAGAAACACAGGUGGGCUUAUUUAAAAUUUUUAAAUUUGAAAUUAUUUUAUUUGCGAAAAAAUAGGUUUUAAGCUUUAUUAUAGCAAAUGAGUGUCAGAUUUUGAGUACCAAUCAUCAUGCUUUCAUUUUUUCUUUUAAACCACUAAACCAAUAUUCUCCCUUUAUAUUUUAAUCUUAUAAUACAGAAAUCUUGUGUAAAUGAAAUUUUGUCAUGUUUCAAAUAAGAGAUCUAAAGUAGAAAAUAAUAGAAAUGCCAAAACACAAUUACAAAAUGUUUACUUUAUAACUUUAUUAGGUCUUUUGGGGAAUGCUAAUUAUGUAUUCAGAAUUUGCAUUAUAUCUCUUUAAAGUCUUUGGCCUCUUCUAAUAAGGUCACUGCUGAACAGAAUUGUUCCUUCCUGUUCUGUUUUUAAAUGACUAGUCAAAUGAAUGAUUUUCCUCCUUGUUAAAUACAUUAAAUCUUGGUUCUUUUAAUGGCAGUCCUCAGGUAAAAAUAAAACAUUGUAUCCUAGAAAUCAUCCUCUAGCUUUCUCACUGGAAAAUCAAUUUAAGUGAUUUCUCCCCACCCUAAUAAUGGGAUGGGAGAAGGUUUCAGCAGAUUUCAGACUGUUAUUGGUCAUUUUCUCACUAGUACAUACAAUCAGGAUGGUCAUGAGUACUGAAAUACAUUUAAAAUGUUUUGUUUGUGUACUCCUCAGUCAGAAUAGAAAAGUAAUUGAAGUACCUUGUAUAUUUUUCUACCCUUGACAAAAUAGUAAAGAAAAUAAAACCAAAUGAACUUGAACUUAAAGGGAAAAAUUCCUUUAUUCUAGCAAUCUUGAUAUGGGAACUUUUAUUCAUUUCUAUUCUUGAAGUUCAUAUCACAAAAUGAUAUAUAAUAAUAGCUUUUAUUUAGGGGUAAUUUUUUUCUACAUGUGAGUAUAAAUAACAGACUAAAGGUGAACAGCAUGGAAUCUGAAUCAUUGCCAAAUUAUUAGUGAAUCUAUAGUUCUGGUUUCCUAUCCUUUGAAACACACAAUAUUACUUAAUUUCCUAAUUGUAUUUCAAUGUUAUUUUUUGUGUGACCACUGAGCUUCCGUUUUAUUGUAAAACAGUUAACUCUUUACAGAAUUUAAGUCUGAAGAUGUAAAGAGAGAAUAGGCCUUGUGUAACAGAUGAUUCUCUAUUUUAUGCUUCUUAUUGUGAUCACAGAAAAAAAAUCCAAGUGCUUUCUAGAUUUUUGAUAAACAUUUUAUGUGUGCAUUUAAACUUGAAAUGUAUGAGCAGAAUGAGACAAUCAUUUAAAUCAAAAAUGAGAAGUAUUAAUAAUUUAAUGGCCUUGUUUUGCUGUAGCAAUAAAAUGACCAAGUGCAAUGACUUGAUUUAAUAAAAAUCAUCUUUUAAAAGUUGCUGCUAUGAAUAUUUUUAGCUAUAAAAUUUACUCUUAUUUUAGCCUGACUUGCUUUCAGUAGCUAUUAUGUUAUGCGGUUGAUGUGGUAAUCUGACAUUCCAAAAAAAAAGGGGGAGGGAGGAAUUUCAAAGUAGCAUACUUCACUGACAUGUUUACAGGUGCUGUAUAAAAAGCAUGUUUCUUCCUUGAAAAGAAAAAACAAUAAAGAAUUGUAUUGCCAAUUG